CUCCACCCCGUCCCCCCUGCCCCUUGCCUUCCCCCCCCCCCUGCCUUGCCCGUCCCUUUGCUCUCUGAUUCAUAGAUUCUUCUCAAAGAUACCUACAGCAAAAAGGAACCAUGGACGAAGUACUCGACGAAGUUGUCCCCACCGAAGAUUUGAAGAAAUAUGAAAAAGUUUACCACGAACAGCUGAACAGUGGAAAUAUUACCCAAAAGGCCCAAUUUGAGUACGCCUGGUGCCUUGUGCGCAGCAAGUACUCAGGUGACAUUCGGAAAGGUCUCAUUCUUCUAGAAGAGUUAUUCCAUACGGAUAAAGAGGAGAGUAAGCGGGACUAUUUAUAUUAUCUUGCCAUUGGAAGUGCAAGGAUAAAGGAGUACAAUAAAGCAUUGCAAUAUGUUCGAGGAUUUCUUCAGAUUGAACCUGGCAACCACCAAGUUCAUGAUUUAGAGGUUGUCAUCAAGAGGCGCAUGGAAAAAGAGGGACUUGUUGGAGUGGCAUUAACGGGUGGUAUUGUUUUGGGAAUUGCUGGAGUUGUUGGCCUUGCCUUUGCACUAGCAAAGAAAUAAAUUCUGUCAUCAAUGAAGAUAAUUUUUACCAUCAAAUUUUACAUGUUUCGAUGAUGUGUUUCCUUUUUAAAAUAAGCAUUUUUUUGUUAUAAUUAAUUUUAGGGGAAAUUUCUUUGUUGAUUUAUAAGGACCUAUAUCAAAAUUUUCUGUGGUAACAAGUACUGUUGACUAUCCUGAAUGGGGGAAAAAAUCAUGUUGACUCUUCAGAAAGAUAAAACCUUGUAUUUUUUUAUUUUCUAUGCUUCUGUAGAACCAGCAUUAAAAAUUUCAUGUUACUUUUUAGGCUGUUCUUUGUACAGUUAAUCGUAAACACUACCAGUUAAAAAAAAAAAACAGAAAAAAAACUGUCAUAUAGAGGGGUGCUGAGGGAAGGCUUUUAAGCACAGGCCUAGAUGUGAUGUAUGCUAGCGCUGAGAUUUGUUUUUAAUCGUAAAAGAAAAAAAAAGUCAAAUUUUGUGAUAAGUUUGCUUUUUUGUGUUGUGUUGAGAUAGCAGCACUGAUAUAUAUUAUGUUUCUGGUGAAAUUUCUGUGUCAGUUAAAUUUGGGAGGAUUCUUAUUGUUUGAAAAACAUUCUGGGCUAAUAAUUUCUAAUAAAACAACGCCUUGGCCCCAUCCAACUAAUUUGAACCCUCUAUUGUUUUGUCGAUUUUUGUGAAUGUUUGUUCUCUUUGUGGUAUGAAGUGAGUUGUAAAGUAUUAUGAGUUGAUAAAGUCCUAGUCUUUCUGUACCAUUACAUUACUUAUUCAGGCAGAUUGCUGUAGAUUGUGAGAUGAUAUGCAAUUAAUCUGAAAAGAUAUGUAUACUAAUUAUUGUCUUAUUUUAUUUUUACCAUUUGCCGGGCUGAGAAAUUGGCAAUAGGGAGAGGUCUGAUGUGAAUAAACUAAUACGUUGUAGAUGUU
This is a messenger RNA of Thrips palmi, 1459 nucleotides long. RefSeq names its product mitochondrial fission 1 protein (gene Fis1). The coding region runs from base 111 to 560 and encodes 149 amino acids. Gene Ontology annotation, molecular function: protein binding. The transcript is spliced from 4 exons. NCBI's taxonomy places the organism in Eukaryota, Metazoa, Arthropoda, Insecta, Thysanoptera, Thripidae. The record is from RefSeq and is a predicted model, not a curated record. Gene Ontology annotation, cellular component: mitochondrial outer membrane; peroxisomal membrane. Gene Ontology annotation, biological process: mitochondrial fission; autophagy of mitochondrion; mitochondrial fragmentation involved in apoptotic process.